ACAGAGAAAGGAUUAACCAAAGGCCAUAGGGACAGACUUAGAUAACCAGCAGCAACCUCAAGGCUGUGGUGCUCUCUUAACCUGCUGCUUUCAGGGUAGAUGGAAGACGUGGUUUCUAGUCUCAACCAGCCUGAGUUCUUCCUUCCCAUUAGGGACUGACUUCAUGGGCACGAAUUUGCACUGAGGUCCACAUCGAGAAGGGCCCUGUGCUUGGUUGGUUAAAUGCUCUGCUGUUGCCAUCUUGAAAGUGUUAAUACGUUUUAAACAAGUACCCUGCGUUUUUUUUUGUACUGGGCCUCACAAGUGGUCGGUUCUGCACUCAGUGUACUUUGAGCACAUCUUACUUGUAGCGUUCAUUUCGUUUUACUAUAUUACUUAUGUUUAUGACUCACUUUGCAUACUGGGAGGUGCUUUAGUGGAAAUACAAAGUCUUUGGAAUCCAGCAGACAAAAUUUCAAAUGACCGUAUACAAGGCUUUGACACUUAAGGUGGGGUGCUCAGUCAUUUGGAGCCUCAGUGUUCUUAUCUGUAAAAUGGGGAUAGUGAUCUUAAUUUUUUUUUUUAAGACUUGUGAGGAUCAAGAAAACGUGUGAAGCAGGUAGCAUAAUGUGUUGUUCAUGCACGCCUACUGCCUGCCUCAGGCUCUUCCGUCCUUCCUUGCCUGGCACAGUGCUGGUAUACAGUAGGUACUCAAUACGUGCCUGUGACAUGGAACUGAAUUUUCAUUUGGGGUGUUUAGCUUGUGCCUCUUCAUUUCCAGAUUGGAAUUGGAGUUGUGUUCUGGUCUCUGGGUAAGAGCUAGGACCAUAGAAUCAGAAGGGCUUAUUCUAAGUAUUGGCAUUUCUUCUCCUGGGAAUUGUAGCCAGGCCAUGUAUGAGGGUGCCUUUUCUUUUAUUCAGUGUAUCAUGUUAUGGAGCUCACAAUAGCAGAUACACAGCUCCGGCUGCACCAGGUGACACAUGGCUUCUACCAGAAUCCUGCAGGUAGGAUUGUCCUCAUCCUUCUUUGCUGUGGCUGGCAGGUUUCAGGUGUUUGUUUUUAGCCACUGUUAAGACUGUUUUCACCAUGGCAUAUCACUGCUCUCCCUCAGCGGCAGAGAGGAGCAGAGCCUUCUGUGUGGAUUUGGGAAGACACAUGUGGUGAGGCGCUUUUCGGUAAACUCUUAUCCUAAGAAAGUUCUGGGCAUAAUGAAAGAAGACUGAGAGAGGAAGGGCAAAGCAUGCUGACUAGAGGACCACCUUGGAGCUCGGGGAACCUAGCAGACCAUGGGGAGGACUCAAGGCCAGAAGAGAAAGGCAGCCGCGGCCAGGCUGGCUGGCUCCCUUAGGUCAGGAGCUGGGACUGGCGCCUUUAGGUGUCUGUGACCGAGUCAGCGGCUGAAGCCAACGGAGCCUGAGGCAGCCUGUGGGCUGUGACUAAAUUAGGAAGAAAGGGCCCUUGGGCUCUCCUGGGAGUUCACUGGGGCAGGUAGGCCGUGGAAGGGCCUCUGGUGGGCAGCUGGAAACAGGCUGGCCAAACAUAUCCAACAACUGGCUUUCACUUUUGAUUUUUCAGUGCGGCUGUAGAUAUAUCACACACUGGAUCUGAGUUCAGUCCCAGCAGGGGGGAAGCCUCCCUGAUGCCAGGGUACCCACGGGUGGUGCCAGGUAGGAGGUGAUCUGACCCCCAACCCCCAUCUUCUCCAAGGGACUAAGUAAAAUAGGAGAAUCUAGUGAGCUUCAAUCACUAAGUCAUUUAUAAGCUCCUGGGGAGUUUUGACGUUUUAAAAGGAAUAUACCCUAUUGACUAUUUGAGGGAGGAGAUUAUAGUGGAUGCCAGGCAUUGCAGGUGAACCUCAGCCUGUCCCACACAGGAAAAAUUGGAAGGAUGGUUGCUUUGCAUAACCUGGCAAUGAGGAACCUGUGACAACAGAUUUUGAUUUUAGAAAAUCACAUGAAGGUUUAGUUUGGUUUGAGUGUUUAAGGAUUGCAGUGUGAGAUUUGGAAGGAGAAAAUUAAAAGCGAGUUGGCAGGAGAACAGUGGCUCCUAGGAAGAAAGCUGUGUUUCCAAGUAAUCAAACUCUGAAUGAGGCCAGCCAGGGCCUUCAGCCACUUCCUCACGGAGAGGGGCUUCUUGGCUUUUUUUUGGCGGGGGGCGGGAGUUAUACUUUCUGCAAGACUGGUUGAAGGCGUUAGUCUGAGAGCACAGUUUCUCAACUGCGACAGUAUUAGUAUCUUGGGCCAAAUAACUCUCUUUUGUGGUGGCUGUCUUGAGCAUUGCAGGAUUUUUACAGCAUCCCUGGUCUCUGCUCAGUAGAUGCCAGUUGCAUUCCAUCCUCCCCCUCAGUUCUGACAACAAACUAUUUCCAGCAUUAGCCUGGGGACCAGAAUCGCCCCCAGCCACUGCUUAGAGCAAAGGAGACGCUGCUUUUCGUACUGAAAGGUACUGCAGUUACCACUGGGUGGGUGAAAUGAUGGGUCAUCUCAGUUCAUUUCCUGUUCCACAGAAGUAAAGAAGGGCAACUGUUUCAGGAGCUUUGCUGGUUGGGCGUCAGCUUGCUGGCGUUGUCAGAUGUAGCUGGAUUUCUAAGAUUUUUUAGGGUAUCUUCUGGACCAAAUUUUCCCCGCUGAAAACCCAGAGUAAAAAACAACAAGCAAACAAACAAGCAGACCACCACCACCCACAGCAGCAGCAAAAAAUAGGGAAGUAAGCCAGGCGAGGGUUUGCAAUUUUAUUAAAAGUGGUCAGCGCGGUCAGCCCUAGACCCCUCCUUCAAAAGCGCUCUCAGGAGGCCUGUCUGCAUAGAGCUGGCUUGGGUGUUGAUAUGUGAAGAGGCUGAGAACAUGUGGCAUAAACAUCGACUGAUAUUGUUUGCCAUUUACACUCAGCAUGUGUAAUGCAGCAGGAAUGGCUCCCGGUGGCAUGUGACUGCCCUUCCAGGCGGGUAUGCUGUGCUCAGGCGCUGCUCUUUCUCUUUCACCCCCUCCCUCCCUCCCUCGCUCCCAUACCCCCUCCUCUGCCCCUUUCCUCCUCUUCCCUUUCCAGGGGAGAGUUUGAGUGGAGGCUUGUCAUGAUUAGCACGCAGAAAGCUGGUAGGGUGUCACUGGAAUUUUCUAGGGAGGCACAUGCGCAACACCCAAAAUGACUCCCAGCUUCGGUGGCCGCAGGUCAGCGCGUCGUGCCAGGCACCCUGGUCUGUUUCAGAAAGUGCUGCCAAGCUCCUGGACAAGAACCCAUUCUCGGUCAGUAACCCGAACCCUCUGCUUCCUUCACCUGCCAGCCUCCAACUGGCUCAACUGCAGGCCCAGCUCACCCUCCACCGGCUGAAGCUGGCACAGACAGCUGUCACCAACAACACUGCGGCUGCCACAGUCCUGAACCAAGUCCUCUCCAAAGUGGCCAUGUCCCAGCCUCUCUUCAAUCAACUGAGGCAUCCGUCUGUGAUCAGUGCCCCUCAUGGCCAUGCUGGGGUGCCCCAACAUGCUGCAACUAUACCCAGUACCCGGUUUCCCUCUAAUGCAAUUGCCUUUUCACCCCCCAGCCAGACACGAGGCCCAGGACCCUCCAUGAACCUUCCCAGCCAGCCUCCCAAUGCUGUGGUGAUGCAUCCUUUCACUGGGGUGAUGCCUCAGACCCCUGGCCAGCCAGCAGUCAUCUUGGGCAUUGGGAAGACCGGGCCUGCUCCGGCGACAGCAGGAUUCUAUGAAUAUGGCAAAGCUGGGUCUGGCCAGACGUAUGGCCCUGAAACAGAUGGUCAGCCCAGCUUCCUGCCAGCCUCAGCCUCAACCUCGGGUGGUAUGACUUAUGAAGGGCACUACGGUCACACAGGGCAAGAUGGUCAAGCUGCCUUUUCCAAAGAUUUUUAUGGACCCAACUCCCAAGGGUCCCAUGUGGCUGGUGGAUUUCCAGCUGAGCAGGCUGGGGGCCUGAAAAGCGAGGUCGGGCCAUUGCUGCAGGGCACAAACAGUCAAUGGGAGAGCCCCCAUGGAUUCUCGGGCCAGAGCAAGCCUGAUCUUACAGCAGGUCCCGUGUGGCCUCCACCCCGCAGCCAGCCCUAUGAGCUGUAUGACCCCGAGGAACCAACCUCAGACAGGACGACUCCUUCCUUCGGGGGUCGGCUUAACAACAGCAAACAGGGUUUUAUCAGUGCUGGGCGGAGGGCCAAGGAGGAACAGGCCUUGCUGUCUGCGAGGCCCCUGCAGGCUCAAGAGCUGAACGACUUUCACGGUGUGGCCCCCCUCCACUUGCCGCAUAUCUGUAGCAUCUGUGACAAGAAGGUGUUUGAUUUGAAGGACUGGGAGCUGCAUGUGAAAGGGAAGCUGCACGCUCAGAAAUGCCUGGUCUUCUCUGAAAAUGCUGGUAUCCGGUGUAUUCUUAGUGCGGCAGAGGGAACACUGUGUGCUUCUCCUAACAGCACAGCUGUUUAUCACCCUGCUGGGAGUGAAGAUUAUGCCUCAAAUCUCGGAACAUCAUAUGCGCCCAUUCCAGCAAGGUCCUUUGCUCAGUCAAGUCCCACAUUUCCUUUGGCUUCCGCGGGGACAAAUUUUGCACAGUGGAAAGGGGCUGGCCGCGUGGUGCACAUCUGCAAUCUCCCUGAAGGAAGCUGCACUGAGAAUGACGUCAUUAACCUGGGGCUGCCCUUCGGAAAGGUCACUAAUUACAUCCUCAUGAAGUCGACUAAUCAGGCCUUUUUAGAGAUGGCUUACACAGAAGCUGCGCAGGCCAUGGUCCAGUAUUAUCAAGAAAAAUCUGCUGUGAUCAAUGGUGAGAAGUUGCUCAUUCGGAUGUCCAAGAGAUACAAGGAAUUGCAGCUCAAGAAACCCGGGAAGGCUGUGGCUGCCAUCAUCCAGGACAUCCAUUCCCAGAGGGAGAGGGACCUGUUCCGGGAAGCAGACAGAUAUGGCCCAGAAAGGCCACGGUCUCGUAGUCCAGUGAGCCGGUCACUCUCCCCGCGGUCCCACACUCCGAGCUUCACCUCCUGCAGCUCUUCCCACAGCCCUCCAGGCCCCUCCCGGGCUGACUGGGGCAAUGGCCGUGACUCCUGGGAGCACUCUCCCUAUGCCAGGAGGGAGGAAGAACGAGACCCGGCUCCCUGGAGGGAGAACGGUGAUGACAAGAGGGACAGGACGGAGCCCUGGACACAUGAUCGUAAACACCACCCCCGGCAACUGGACAAGGCGGAGUUGGACGAGCGACCGGAAGGAGGGAGGCCCCACCGGGAAAAGUACCUGAGGUCUGGGUCUCCCAACCCGCCCCACGCUGGGUCCAGCUACAAAAGCCGCGAAGACGGCUACUACCGAAAAGAGCCCAAAGCCAAGUCGGACAAGUAUCUGAAGCAGCAGCAGGAUGCCCUCGGGAGGUCCAGGAGGAAAGAAGAGGCCAGGCUGCGGGAAAGCAGACACCCCCAUCCCGAUGACUCAGGCAAGGAAGAUGGGCUGGGGCCAAAGGUCACUAGGGCCCCUGAGGGCAUCAAGUCCAAGCAGAAUGAGAAAAAUAAAACCAAGAGACCUGAUAGAGACCAAGAAGGAGCUGACGAUAGAAAAGAAAACACAAUGGCAGAGAAUGAGGCUGAAAAAGAGGAACAGGAGGGCAUGGAAGAAAGCCCUCAAUCAAUGGGCAGGCAGGAGAAAGAAACAGAGUUCUCUGAUCCAGAAAACACAAGGACAAAGAAGGAACAUGAUUGGGAGAGUGAAAGUGAGGCAGAGGGGGAGAGCUGGUACCCCACUAACAUGGAGGAGCUGGUGACGGUGGACGAGGUGGGGGAAGAAGAAGAUUUUAUCAUGGAACCAGACAUCCCAGAGCUGGAAGAAAUCAUGCCCAUUGGGCAGAAAGACAAAAUCAGCCCAGAAACAUGUCCGUGUGUGACAACCACCUUAGACCUAGAGCUGGCCAAAGAUUUCCCCAAGGAGGGAGUCAAGGCUGUAGGGAGUGGGGCUGCAGAAAUCAGCCUCAAGUCACCCGGAGAACUGCCCUCUGCUUCCACAAGCUGUCCCAGUGCCAUGGACGUGGAAAUGCCUGGCCUAAAUCUGGAUGCUGAGCGGAAGCCAGCUGAGAGUGAGACAGGCCUCUCCCUGGAGGAUUCAGAUUGCUACGAGAAGGAGGCAAAGGGAGUGGAGAGCUCAGAUGUUCAUCCAGCUCCUACGGUCCAGCAAAUGUCUUCCCCUAAGCCAGCAGACGAGAGGGCCCGGCAGUCAAGCCCAUUUGUCGAUGAUUGCAAGACCAGGGGGACCCCUGAAGAUGAGGCUUGUGAAGACAGUCCCCUGGAGGAGAAAGCCAGCCCCCCCACUGAAACGGACCUCCAAAGCCAAGCUUGCCAAGGAGUGUUGACCCCGGAAAAUUCCAGGUACAUGGAAGUGAAAUCUCUGGAGGUGAGGUCACCAGAGUACAGUGAAGUGGAACUGAAACAGCCCCUUUCUUUACCCUCCUGGGAACCAGAGGAUGUGUUCAGUGAACUUAGCAUUCCUCUAGGGGUGGAGUUCGUGGUUCCCAGGACUGGGUUUUAUUGCAAGCUGUGUGGGCUGUUCUACACGAGUGAGGAGACAGCGAAGAUAAGCCACUGCCGCAGCGCUGUCCACUAUAGGAACUUACAGAAAUAUUUGUCCCAGCUGGCUGAGGAGGGCCUCAAGGAGACGGAGGGGGCAGGUAGUCCAAGGCCAGAGGACAGUGGAAUCGUGCCACGCUUUGAAAGGAAAAAGCUCUGAUGCUUCUGCCUCUGCUGCUGCCACUCGAAGGUGUGAGAGGAGAGCUUGCCAAGUGGGGCCCUCCUGAUCCCGGUGACAGGACUAAAGCCUGAGAGGAAGGAAAACCAAGCAGGGCAUGUUGCUUGGGUUUGUUCCCAGAGACUCUGUGAAAUGCCCCUGAAACGUCUCCAGGAGCCAAGUCACCCAGGCGUGUCCAGCGCGCUGAGGGUCACCAGCUCGCUCCCUGUUAACUCUUGUUUCUCUCAAACAAUCAUUCAGUUUGUUUUUCUUUCUUCUCCUCUUGCUCCCUCCCCCCACUCUCCUUAUGUGCCAAGGAUCAUUUUCUUUUCACAAAAUCCAACUUCUCAGGGAUUUUCACUGUGUUAAAAUUCUUGAUGGGAUAUAACAGGUCAGGCCUGGCUGAGUCAUGCAAGGAAAAGGUUUAAUGGAAACUCCUGGGUCAGGCGAACCCCUGCAGUGAGUCUGCAGCAGUGUCUCUGCCUUGUGUCCCUUGUAUCCUGUGCACUGGGGAGCCGAGUCGGGUCUGCAGUCCCAGUGAGGGGACAUUACAGACAAUCUGUUGGCAGAAGCCGGGAGUGGCUUCAUUAACCUCUUCCUCCAGCUGGGCCCCCCUUUUGAAAAGCCCCCUGUUUUUAAUAAUUCUUUCAUCCUCUCAGUUGUUCCAGAAGUCUGCCAGACUUAUGCCUUAAAGUAAAGUUAAAUGAAUUUUAGAGAAGAUGAAAAAAGCCCUUCAUUUUGGAAGCUCCGAUAAGUUUCUUCCAAACUUACUUCCCUCCUCUUGAUUUCAGGAGAUGUCAGAGUUUGUUCUAUUCUGGACAAUGGAUUUGGUACAGAUUCACUGUAAUUAAAAAUAAAAAUGGAAGCGUCUUCUUCCUCCAGCUAAAACAGCAGUUGGCGUGGGCUUAGGUUGAACGCUGGCCUCUCCGCAAUGCAUGGCAUUGGUGUGAGACACAGUUACAAGGAAAUAUCAUCUGUCCUUGACUCAGCCUUGGUGCCUGCACUCUGGGGUACAUCCACCUCACAGUCGGGUGGUUUUUAAAUAGCCCCUCAGUCAGGGGAGAAGCUAAGGAAAGAGAAGGCUGCAGAGCCAAAGAGUGGCAUUAAGGUUUGCUGGGCGUCUGUAGAUGGGCCCUUUCCAGCUGGGCAGAUGCUUGAGGGCUCCUUGGGCUGGACCAAAUGUUCAGAGUUUGAUACCAAAGUGUUACGAAGAGUCCUGAUUCCCACUGCUCUUUCUGGUACUGGAGGGUCGGUGCCUGUAGGAUGUGGGGUCUCUAGCUUGGUAUUCUAAUGAAAGGGUGUGGGAUAGAGGUGCUGGGGCAAAUGAGGCUCUGCUAAAGCCAGAGAGAGGCCCUCGGGCAGUUAGAAAGGGAGCCCGGAGCUGUUUUCAUGAGCUGAGACACUCUCCUGAAAGCACCGUCCAUGGCUUAGCCCAGGAAAAAUAAAACAAGGAAGACAGGUCACUCUCCCCUAGGCAGUUCCUGCUGUUUCUGCUCCUGACCUUGGGCAGGCAGACUGAGAAGGGAUUGUGUAGGGUUUGGGUUUUAUUUUUUUUUCAUUUCCCUUUUUAUGGCAUGUGAGAGUGUACUGCACAUUCUGUCCUCUGUACUCAUGGAAGAAGGGCAGAGAGAUUAGUUCAAGGCUGACAUUUUAUAUCAGGCAACUGAGGCACACAAAGGGAACAAAUGCAGAGCCUAAAACAAUCGGAGUAAACCUGACAGCAUGCAGUCAUUGGCCAGGAACAGACUCCUGGGAGCCAGUGAGAGCAAACAGUGAAGGCAAGCUCCAGGGGAAAAGCAGACCAGCAAGAACAGGUGUGAUGCGGAGAGGUCGGAACAAGCGAGAAACCUGAACUCGUCAUCAUCAUCAGGCUAUUAAAUACAAUUCAGAGGAGGCUGUUGGUUUGGACUGAGCCCCUCUGCACUAGGCCCACCAGACCAAAACAAAAGCGAGUCACUCAUGUUAAAGUUCUGCCUUCCAAGAAAUCAGGAGAGAGAGAGACAGAAUAGCCAAAUCCCCAAACAGGCCAGUUUUAACCAGCAUGAUGAAGAUGUGUCCUUGGUUUUAACCUUUACAAGGAAGGGAACUUUGAGACGUCCAGUCUGGUGUCUGCUUUCCUCAGCCCUUUUCUGUCCAUAAAGCCAACCUCCUCCGCUCAGCUCAUGGGAACACUUUCUAUUUUAUAGAGUGAUGUGUUGCCCAGUUCUAGAAUCAAAAAUAAAAGCCAACUAAGAUCUUUAAAUUUGUUGUAAUUUUAUCUUUUGACAAGACCAUAUGGGGGCUGCUGAAAAGCUGGUAUCUCAAAUAAAGUCUGAAGACCAUGGCUCAGCCCAGAUUGUUCCCCGGCCAACUCCACAAAUUUGAACCUGGCAUUCUGGACACCAGCUAUGCCUCCUCCAUUUCUCAGAAAACCUUUGCUCCUGUGUGUCUUUCUUCCCACUGGAGGGAAUUCUAGGGGCAGUUCUUUGUCCUUUUUGCUGAACUUUGCUAGAAAAAGCCCACAUCUUCCAUCAGAGGCUAGAACUGUACGUUAUCAGAGAGACUGGACGCUUUAUCCCCUAGCAAAGUGGGAGCAUACUUCACCAGCUCAUUCCCUGCGCCUCCCCUGCCUUUCCCAACCCCCCAUCCCCAGCAGCAUUUUCAUGGAAAUCCAGAUGGUCAUGUAAUGUUAUGGCUUCCUUGUUGAUAGACUGAUCUUCAUGCUGGAAAGCUAGGGAAAGCCCUUGGGAGGGAGACGAGGCACUAUCUGCAUUCAAUCAGAACCUUCAGUUUAAAAUCAUCGAAAAGUCUAUACUUGUGUGUACAUAUGUAUUUAUUUUUAUUUAUUUUUAUACAAUUCCAUUGGCAUGGUCCUUCACCGACCCUAUGAUUUGCACUUUUUAUUCCUAUGUGUGCCACACACAAUGCACUAUUAAAGGCAACCAGGAAAAUAUUGAUUUAUUUUUUAAAGCUUUUCUUCAGUGUUUUGUCAACCAUUUCAAAGUAUCUCCCAGAAAACAAUGCUGAAGAGCAAUUGCCACCUUGAGCAACAGAUUCAUAUUUACCCCGGGGUUAAUAUAACAAAAAUAUAACCCCUGUAUAAUUUUCUUUUCAUUGCUAACACCCAAAAUACCAUCUAUCUAGACAGUAUUCCCAAAUGAUUUGGAAAAUUCAAUGGUGUGAGCAGAAGCCAUUGGUAUAUCAGGGUUUCCCAUUCUUGGACAGUCCAGGGCUGUGACCUGUUAGGUAAUUAGAUUAUACUUGAACUGGACCAGAGUUUGUUUUUUGAAUUUAUGAGAAAAACAAAAACACUAAGUUAAUUUAAGUUUGAACUUGUAAAGUAUUGAAAUUUGUUGAGUGUCCUAUUAAUUGUCACUACUUUUCCUGAUCUGUGUAACUGACUGCAAAGUGUUUGUUUUUACAAAAGAGAUAAAAAAGAUUUUUAAUAAAGAGAAUUUGAAAGCUGUGA
This is a messenger RNA of Sapajus apella (tufted capuchin), 10125 nucleotides long. It is a transcript of the gene RBM20, whose product is annotated as RNA binding motif protein 20. The transcript has 14 exons. Bases 3105 to 6680 code for a protein of 1191 amino acids. The record is from RefSeq and is a predicted model, not a curated record. Gene Ontology annotation, cellular component: nucleus. Gene Ontology annotation, biological process: regulation of RNA splicing. Gene Ontology annotation, molecular function: mRNA binding; zinc ion binding. NCBI's taxonomy places the organism in Eukaryota, Metazoa, Chordata, Mammalia, Primates, Cebidae.